This is a messenger RNA of Caenorhabditis bovis, 579 nucleotides long. Lineage: Eukaryota; Metazoa; Nematoda; Chromadorea; Rhabditida; Rhabditidae. The record is from the annotation of a GenBank genome assembly.
AUGCUUUCUUUAAGAAGUCACCAUUACCUAUGCUCAGUUCUCGUAUUAUUAUCGAUAUCUUUCACACAGCAGGCGCUUAACGAUUAUAAUCAAAAGCUCGAAUGGAUUGUGGGCAAGUGGCGAUCGGAAUUUUCUGGAAAAAUUUUCUGGCCAACUGUUCCAACGAUGACAUUUGGCGAGGAGCUGGUGAUCAAUGAAGCCCCAAUAGCCAAAUCAGCAAAUGUUCAGUUCCUCAAUUUCUCGGCUCGUGCAUGGUCUCAUUCUACCAAGGACCAUUUCCACGAUGAAUGGGGAUUCCUUACUGUUGAUCCAUCGGGAAAUGCGACACUUAUGACAACUGGAAAUAACGGAUUCACAACAUACGAGGUUGGCACUGUUUCGCCAAACAAACUGGUUCUCACAUUGAAAGAUAUCGGACGCAUCUCGUUUUCCCGAGAUCUGCCUGUUGAGGAUCUUCGACGAACAUUUAUUCGUCAUGAUGAUCGUUACAUGGAACAAGUUAUUGAGAUGAGAACGGCGACACAUCCAACUGUGGGAUAUUUGGAGCACACAAGAGUUGUAUACACAAAACUCAAAUAA